Molecule: messenger RNA, 1173 nt
Organism: Trichosurus vulpecula (common brushtail)
Lineage: Eukaryota; Metazoa; Chordata; Mammalia; Diprotodontia; Phalangeridae
Gene: TENT5D
Product: terminal nucleotidyltransferase 5D
Exons: 1
Coding region: 1-1173 (390 amino acids)
Biological process (GO): mRNA stabilization
Molecular function (GO): RNA binding; poly(A) RNA polymerase activity
Source: RefSeq, a predicted model, not a curated record
AUGUCUGAAAACUUAGACAUCAGAUUCAGCAUUCUCUCCUGGGAUCAAGUUAAAAUGCUAGAUCAAGUGUUAAGUGAAGUGAUACCAAUUCAUGGAAGAGGAAAUUUUCCAACACUGGAAGUGAAAACAAAGGAUAUCAUCCUUGUGGUGCAAAAUGAGCUCCAAAAAAGACAGAUUAUCAUCAAAGAUAUCCGUCUGAAUGGUUCAACAGCUAGCCACAUCCUUGCAAAAGAGAAUGUCACCACUUAUAAGGAUGUCGACAUCAUUUUUGGCAUUGGGUAUCUAGGUGAACGAGAAUUUCAUAUUGUCAAGGAGUCUCUUCUGAAUCGUCUGCAAGACUUCUUCCCAAAAGGUGUAAAUAAAGAGAAGAUCACGUCCCAGACCAUGAACAGUGCUUAUGUUCAGAAGAUGGUGAAAAUUUGCAACAAGCAUGACCGCUGGAGUCUCAUUUCUCUGUCAAACAACACUGGGAAGAACGUGGAAUUCAAAUUUGUCGGCUCGCUUAGACGUCAGUUCGAAUUCAGUGUCGAUUCCUUUCAGAUCAUCCUAAACAACCUUCUAGAUGUCUACAGAGAUGCCAAUUAUGUGUUGAGCGAAGAAUCCUCCCCUGUUGUUGUGGCAGAGAGCGUAUAUGGAGACUUCGAAAAAGCAAUAAAUCAUCUUCGACACAAGCUGAUUUCCACCAGAAACCCUGAAGAAAUUAGAGGUGGAGGCCUUCUCAAGUACAGCAACCUACUAGUCCGUGAAUUCAAGCCAGCAAGUGACACAGAAAUCAAAACCUUGGAGCGUUACAUGUGUUCCAGAUUCUUCAUUGAUUUCCCUGAUGUGGCAGAGCAACAAAAGAAGAUCGAGUCCUACCUACAUAACCAUUUCGUAGGUGAAGAGAAGAGCAAAUAUGACUACCUUAUGACCCUGCGUGGUGUUGUCAACGAAAGCACCGUUUGCCUCAUGGGGCACGAAAGAAGACAGACCCUGAAUAUGAUCACCAUUAUGGCUCUAAAAGUGCUUGGAGAACAAAACGUCAUACCCAACACAGCCAACGUAACCUGCUAUUACCAGCCUGCCCCAUACGUUACCAACGGAAAUUUCAGCAGCUACUAUAUGGCUCAUGGACAUCCAUUCAUCUAUCAGCCAUACCCAAUGCACAUUCAUGUGCAGAGUGGUUUGCUUUAA